This is a messenger RNA of Penicillium nucicola, 855 nucleotides long. Its product is annotated as putative HAD superfamily hydrolase. The transcript has a single exon. The coding region runs from base 1 to 855 and encodes 284 amino acids. The record is from RefSeq and is a predicted model, not a curated record. Lineage: Eukaryota; Fungi; Ascomycota; Eurotiomycetes; Eurotiales; Aspergillaceae. Gene Ontology annotation, molecular function: phosphatase activity.
AUGUCGGGCGGAUUAUCAACAGUCGGUGAAUGGGACACUCGUGCGUGCAUCUUUAACUUGGACGGUCUUUUGAUCAACAAGGAAGACUUGAACGCGGACUGUGUGAACGCGAUACUUGCAAGGUACGGUAGGCCACGUCUUACCUCUAAGGUUCGUGCCCAGCUCACGGGGGUUCCGGAUUCGACCAAUGGGGAUAUAUUCCAUGAUUGGGCGAAAUUGUCUAUAUCUCGUGAAGAAUUCACGGCAGAAUACACAAAAGAAUCGCAGGAGUGUUUCCUCGCUUGCCAGCCAAUGCAUGGGGCUCGCGAACUUUUGUUGAACCUCAGUCGCGCGUACAGUGCCUUUUCUGGCGAACGUAUGCUGCUUUCUUUAGCGUCUAGCACGACGCAUGAAAUGUUUCAAAUCAAAGUUUCGCAAGAGGAGAUUCAAGGAUUCCUUGGAUAUUUCCGACAAGAAAACAUGAUAUUGGGUGAUGAUCCCAGAGUCCCUCCCGGUCGGGCGAAGCCCGCGCCCGAUAUUUACUUGACGGCGUUGCAGUCGCUUAACAUGACUCGUGGUCCUGAUGAGGCGAUACAACCAGAUCAAUGCUUGGUGUUCGAGGACAGCCCGGUUGGGGUAGAAGCUGCGAGGCGUGCCGGCAUGAGAGUGGUUUGGGUACCGCAUCCGGAGUUGGCAGAUCAAUACGACAUUGGAAGAAAUGAUGCGAUAUCGUUCAGCACGGGUGCCGUACAUACGGGACAGGUUAGAAGAGCAGUGUCCCUGUACGAUAGUAUGGUUGAAGUCCUGCCCAGCCUUCAAGACUUUAGCUAUGACAAGUACGGCAUCGUUAGUCUUGCUCAGGCUUCAAAACUUUAG